Molecule: messenger RNA, 498 nt
Organism: Hibiscus syriacus
Lineage: Eukaryota; Viridiplantae; Streptophyta; Magnoliopsida; Malvales; Malvaceae
Exons: 1
Coding region: 1-498 (165 amino acids)
Source: RefSeq, a predicted model, not a curated record
AUGAAAGAGUGGAGCUUGGAUUCACCGGAACACCGCUCUACCUCCCCAAAGCAGCGUUUAAGCCUCGGCUUCGUCGUUUCCUUCAUGGCUCUUUGCGCCAAGCACGCCGGCCGAGUUUCCAAAAAGCUGAAGCCAAAGCCUAAAGAUCAAUUCGGCUUGCGUUCCGAUUACCCCAGAUUCUUUGCUUCUCCGAAAUCACCUCUAAAAUCGCCGAGGCCGAAGCAGCUUUUGGCGACGCUGAGUAACAAGGCGAUCAAGUUUGUGCACCGGAAGAGGCACGGCGAAGGAAACGGGAGAGAUGCAGAGGCGGAGGAGAUCGGUGACGGUGGCGUAUGGCAAAGGGGGAUCCUGAUGGGCGACAAAUGUCAGCCGUUGGAUUUUUCAGGUGUGAUCUAUUACGAUAGCAAAGGGAAUCAAGUGGAGGAGUUGCCUUUUCGCUCCCCACGUGCCAGUCCCAUGCCUGCUUACCUCAGCUCAAAGAAUGGUUUGAUUAGGUAA